Aplysia californica (California sea hare) is the source of this 2783-nucleotide messenger RNA. RefSeq names its product guanine nucleotide-binding protein subunit beta-like protein. NCBI's taxonomy places the organism in Eukaryota, Metazoa, Mollusca, Gastropoda, Aplysiida, Aplysiidae. Gene Ontology annotation, molecular function: protein binding. The record is from RefSeq and is a predicted model, not a curated record.
AAUGAAACUCAGCUGGGUGAAGGAGUUGCUCUCCUUUUUCGCAGUACUCUCACUCGCAUCUGAAGUUGAUGUGCGCUGGAUCCUCUUGGUCCUGCUCAGUCCUUGGAGGUUGUGAAGGAGAUCAAGCUGCACAAAACGUUCAAUGGUGUGUUCAGUGUACAGUUCAACCACACAGGCUCCCUGCUUGCUGUGGGCUUUGGCAGUGGAGGUGUCCAGUUGUUUGACCCAUUGACUGGUACGAUGACUAAAGAGCUGCGAGCAUGUCGUCAGGGCGGCUCUUCUGUCAUGACUCUGCGUUUCCACCCCAAGGAGCCGGACGUUCUGUAUGCCGGCACCACCGAGGGCUACGUCUACAUCUACAACGUAAAGACUGGAGAGCAACUCGGCACGAUAGAAGAACUUGGUAAUGAAAUCAACACUCUGGACUUUUGUGUCGAUGGCUUCAACUUUGCCACUGGAGGAAAAGAUCUCAAUGUGCGAGUUUAUGAGACAAAACACAACAAGUUGCUGAGAACAUAUGAAGGUUACAAUGAGAAAACGUUUGUCACUGAGAAGAACAAAGUGGCCAACACCAUGCGUGUCUUUAGCAUUAAGUUCCAUCCCAACAAUCAAUAUAUCUUCGUGAGUGGUGGCUGGGAUAAUCAUAUCAAGAUCUGGGAUACUCGGGACAAUGAAGGCAUCAAGCGAAACAUUAGAGGGCCACACAUCUGUGGAGAUUCCAUAGAUAUGAAGGACAACAACAUUCUCACAGGCCAGUGGACGGCCUUGCACGCCUUACAGCUGUACGACUACACAAGUGGGAAAGUGGUCAAGGAGAUCAACUACCCACACAAGGACGGGGCUUUCUUGUAUGCUGCUUCCUAUGUCAACGACAACACUGUGAUGGGUGGGGGCAGUGGCACCAACAGCCUGGAGGUUGUAGAGAUUGACACAAACAGACACGUCGGAGGUUACAAGUUGGCAGGUCCAGUUCAAGCUGCUGAUUCUGCAAACAAUGGCAGGAUAAUAGCUGUAGGAGGAGCAGCUCCGCUCUUCACUAUACUCAAGUUGAAAGACUGAUGUCUCAGACCAAGACACUCUGUCACAGAGGCCCCAGCAAUGAAGAACAAAUUUGAAACAAGCUGUCUCUUUUGUCUUUCAUUGUGACAUUCCACAGAUAUUUCUUCUUUCAUCGAAGACAAACUUGCACAUCAAUGCUUGCAAAUUGCCUAAUUGCCAGAGAUUUAUUGGAUAGAUACGUCUCUGGUAUUAUUUUCUUAUUUAGUAGAGUCCUGUGAUAUGCACAAGCGGUGUAAAUUUAAAAAACAGCAAAAAAUUAGUAGCACCUUCAGCACUGUUCUCUUGUACUGAAGCUGUUGAUUUUUUUUGCUGAAAUUUGUUGAACUGUGAAGUCUUUUUAAUGAUAUUUUCUCUUUUUAUAAAAGGAAUGAAAGGGGUCACAAAACUGUCCUUAGCUUCUAAAAUUUACACGGUGAAUUAGAUUGAAUACAUUCCAGUAUUGUUUAAGUCCAAGAUAUUUAUCUUGUUGUUCCAUUUUAAAAAUGCACAAAUUUUUAUCUGACAUAUGUAUUAUAUGUGUUACAAGUAUUUUUAUUUUAUUCAAACAAAAAUGAAUUAUCUUUUUUUCUGUCUACAUAUUUUUGUCCAAAAGAACUGUGUUAUUUUAUUGAAUCUUAAAAAAUAGUACCGGGGGGGGGGGGGGGGGGGGACAGGCUUUAAGUUAUGUACUUGUUAGCUUUUAAGUGAGCCUGUCAAUAUGAUAGAAAAGUCAUCUACAGUGAAGUCAUUGUUAUGAUCCUGCCAAAAAGUCCAUGUGUAAAACUUUUUCAGAUUUAUCAAACAUUUUGAAAUAUUAGAUGGAUUUUAGAGCCAUUCGAUGCCAACCCCAUGUCUUUAAAGGGUGUAGACCUUGAUCUUGGGGUUGGUCAAGAGAGCCGCGUAGUCCUGAAGGCUUAAGUAAUGUCCCGCUUUUUGUCUGUUGGACUUUGAACUGGUAUAAUGACAGCUGAUUAAUCUGUCAUAGUUCACACAUUCCUUUAGUCAGUAUCUUACUGGAAAACACUCCCCAUAAUUUGUUUACAGUUUGGCUAUAUUGCUCAUGGUCCUCAAUCAUUGCGUGUGUGGUAUGAUAUGUCAAAUAAAUUUCUAUAUUUUUGCUUAAUGCAGGUUGUGUUGACAGUUGAGGUUUUGUUUUUUUUGUUCAUAAUAUUUUAUAAACAUGAUGUUGCAAUUGAUUGAAUAAGUGAUGAAUUAUGGUGUUUGACCUUUACUUACAUUCUUUACAAUGUAAAAGUGAUAUUUUAAGUUUCAACAUCCGUCCUUGAUCGAGACUGCUAACCUGUGAUCAUUCAGAUAUUUUUUUAGAUAUGCUUUGCGCUUGAUAGAUUAUAUAGCAUGGGCUUGUUUUCCUUCGCCACAGCAGAAGAUACUUUUCUUUUGCUUGCUUUUCUUCUAGUUUGUUAUUGGAUGUAAAAAGGGAGGAAAUCUAAAAGUAACUAUGGGUUGACAGAGAAUGUAUUAAUUUUCACCUGUGCUCUAGGGUUCUGAGUCAUGGUGCCUGACAGAGUGCCAAGAGACGAUUGAACUUGUCCAGAAAUCUGAGAUACUCGGGCACUGUGUGUGAAUUUUAAAAUCUUAAAAUGUUACGUUUGGUCAGUAUUGUGUCAGUUUGCUUUAAAAUUUUGAGUUUUUAUUUAGGGUUAAUAAGAUUUUUCUGUCCUUCUGUUGAAACAAUUGUGAGCAUAUUAUGAAUGUGUCUCCAAUAAACUUGACAGAAAAGACGA